Messenger RNA from Hemibagrus wyckioides, 1976 nucleotides. It is a transcript of the gene aspn, whose product is annotated as asporin (LRR class 1). Lineage: Eukaryota; Metazoa; Chordata; Actinopteri; Siluriformes; Bagridae. Gene Ontology annotation, molecular function: protein binding. Bases 310 to 1419 code for a protein of 369 amino acids. The record is from RefSeq and is a predicted model, not a curated record. The transcript has 8 exons.
UUUGGCCAGGUUUCAAGCAGUGAUGAGAAACAUAUGACCAGCAAUAUUAUGUAUUCAGCAGCAGUUAAGACUUGACUGACACUGUGAUCAGUGUGUGAUGUCUUUUCAAGUGUAGCUCCUCUGGUCAUUUUAUGUCCAUUCAGGAACUCUUUUCAGCUUAUUCUUUUUCUUUUUUUCUUCUCCCUCUUGAACGUUUGGGCAGGAAUUUGGGAUCAGCAGACAUUUUAAUGUUGCUCUUGGAGGAUUUUGGAGUGUAACAAGGAUAACACUUAUUUCUCAGACCCUAAACAUCCUGACCUAGUCUCUACAAUGAGAGUCAUUUUGUUGUUCACCUUACUUCUCCUGUGCCACGGAAAACCAUACAAGCCCAUAAACGUCAUGGAGCUGAUGAAAAUUCAUGACAUCAUGCAACAAGACAAUGGGAGUGAUGAGGACGAUGAUGAUGAUGAUGACGACAAGGAUGAUGAUGACGAUCUGGACAACUUUAUUACAGACUGCCCUUUUGGCUGCCAGUGCUUAAGAAGGGUUGUCCAAUGUUCAGAUCUAGGUUUGGUGUCAGUGCCGCGUAACAUUCCAGCAGACACGCUAAUGAUUGAUUUGCAAAACAACGAUAUCACUGAAAUCAAGGAGGAUGAUUUUAAAAAACUGAAUAAUCUCUACGCCUUGUUUCUGGUUAAUAACCAGAUUUCAAAGAUUCAUCCAAAGGCUUUCCAAAACAUGGAGAAACUCCGUCUACUCUACUUGUCAUACAAUUUCCUGACACAAAUACCUGAAAAUCUGCCAAAGAACAUCUUGGAGCUAAGAAUCCAUGACAAUAAGAUCAGCAAAAUUCAGAAGGAUGCUUUUAAAGGGAUGCAAUCCUUGCAUGUUCUAGAAAUGAGCGCUAAUCCCAUCGCCAACAGCGGGAUUGCACUAGGAGCUUUUAAUGAUAUGGCAACCCUUUACCUGAGAAUUGCAGAAGCAAGGCUCACAGCAAUCCCGAAAGAUCUGCCCUCGUCUAUCACGGAGCUUCACUUGGACUAUAAUAAAAUCGCCAAAGUCGAGGUGGAAGACUUUAUCCGAUACAAACACUUGCUGAGGUUGGGGUUGGGUUUCAACCAGAUCAAAUUUGUGGAGAAUGGGAGCUUAACAUAUAUUCCCAAAGUCAGAGAAAUUCAUCUGGAUAACAACAAGCUGAAAAAUAUUCCCCCAGGUUUGAACUCGCUUAAGUAUUUACAGGUGGUGUACCUCCAUGCUAAUAGCAUUGCCAGUGUGGGAGUGAAUGACUUCUGCCCAACAAGAACCAAGGUAAAGAAGGCUGUCUAUUCAGGAAUCAGCCUAUUUGCCAAUCCGGUGAAAUACUGGCAGAUCCAACCGGCCGCCUUCCGCUGUGCAUCCGGCCCGAGAUCUCUGCAGCUCGGCAAUUUCAGACGAAAGUGAGCGCAUGGUUCCACUGGAGGGCAGCAACUCAACUUGUAUUUGAUAAAUGUCUUUCAGUUAAUAAUCGGGAUGACGAUCCCUCGAUCAGGUUGCACCGUACAUCCACAUCUGCUGAUGAACAAGUAGUUUACUUGAAAGAAAAAAAAAACAAACAAAAAAAAAAACGUCCUGUGAAGAUAAUUAUGUAACAAAAAUAUUCACCAGGCAUUUUUUUUGCUGGCUUAUUAGGACCACAGGUCAUAGAGUAGCUACAUUGGGUGCAAUCAUUGUUAUUAUCUGUUUAUACCUUCAUUCAGAAUUCUCUUGAUUAGCAGUGGUAUUGCUGAACUAGUCGUUUUUGUUUUGUUUUUUCAAUUGUAUAAUCCGACAUUGUUAGUAAACCUUAAAUUGUUUCAUUGUCAUUAUGUUAAAUGAUGAUUAAGUACUCAAGAGACGCAAUCUCUAAUGUAAACUAAAAAUUGUAAACUAUUAAAUAAGCUACAGUCACAAUUGUUUCGAACCUUUGUUGAAAUGUGUAAAAAAGAAAAAAAAAAGAAAAAGCAUUUUGUGAAUAAACA